This is a messenger RNA of Cicer arietinum (chickpea), 1994 nucleotides long. Its product is annotated as monolignol oxidoreductase AtBBE-like 13. Lineage: Eukaryota; Viridiplantae; Streptophyta; Magnoliopsida; Fabales; Fabaceae. The record is from RefSeq and is a predicted model, not a curated record. Gene Ontology annotation, molecular function: FAD binding; oxidoreductase activity.
ACACCCUCCUUCAUCACAAAAACAGAGAAACACACACAAGAAUCAUGGUGUCACCAAUCUCUCCCUUAUCAAUUUUAUUCCUCCUCCUAUUAUCACUUUCAAUGCCAGCUUCAUCUUUACUUCAAGAAAAUUUUGUCCAAUGUCUCAACCUGAAUUCAAAAACAACAUAUCCAUUUCAUACAACAAUUUACACUCCAAAUGAUGCUUCAUUCAAAACCAUCCUUGAUACCACAGCAAUGAACCUAAGGUGUUUGUUGCCUUCAUCACCGAAACCUGAAUUCAUAUUCACACCCCUCCAAGAUUCCCAUGUCCAAGCAGCUGUAAUUUGCUCCAAAAAACUUGGAAUUCACCUAAGAGUAAGAAGUGGUGGACAUGACUAUGAAGGUGUUUCAUAUGUUUCAGAAAAUGAAACACCUUUCAUAGUUAUCGACUUACUCAAACUUCGCGGUAUAAAUGUCGAUAUCAAAACCAAAACUGCUUGGAUUCAAGCUGGUGCUACAAUAGGUGAAGUUUAUUACAGAAUCUAUGAGAAAAGUUCUGUUCUUGGUUACCCUGCUGGACUUUGCACAAGCUUAGGUGUUGGUGGACACAUAACAGGAGGUGCAUAUGGAACUAUGAUGAGAAAAUAUGGUCUUGGUGCUGAUAAUGUUUUAGAUGCUGAAAUUGUUGAUGCAAAUGGAAACAUUCUUGAUAGAGAAAAAAUGGGUGAGGAUUUGUUUUGGGCUAUUAGAGGUGGUGGUGGUGGAAGUUUUGGUAUUGUUCUUUGGUGGAAGAUAAAGCUUGUUCAAGUUCCACCAACCGUGACAGUUUUUACUGUCACUAAAAGUUUAGAACAAGGUGCAACAAAACUUCUUCAUAGAUGGCAAGAAGUAGCACCUUUUAUUGAUGAAAAUCUCUUUAUAAGAGUCAUUAUUCAACCAUCUAGUGUUGUUGGAAACAAAACUCAAAGAACUAUUACAACUACUUAUAAUGCUGUUUUUCUUGGUGAAGCUAGAACACUUCUUCAAGUGAUGAAGAAAAGUUUUCCUGAAUUGGGUUUGACAAGGAAAGAUUGUGAAGAAACUAGCUGGAUCAAAUCUGUGCUAUAUAUUGCAAACUUUCCAAGUGAUACACCACUUGAAGUUCUUCUUAAAGGAAAACCAACUUUCAAGAAUUUCUUCAAAGCAAAAUCAGAUUUUGUUAAGGAACCAAUACCAGAAAAUGGGAUUGAAGGGUUGUGGCAAAGGUUGUUGGUUGAAGAUAGCCCUUUGUUGAUUUGGAAUCCAUAUGGUGGAAAAAUGAGCGAGUUUUCAGAAUCUGAUAGCCCUUUUCCUCAUAGAAAUGGAACAUUGUAUAAAAUUCAGUACUUGACUUUAUGGCAAGAUGGUGACAAAAAUGCUGCAAAGCAUAUAGAUUGGAUUAGAAAACUUUAUAAUUACAUGACACCUUAUGUGUCUAAAUUUCCAAGGGAAGCUUAUGUUAAUUAUAGGGAUCUUGAUUUGGGAAUUAACUCUAAGAAUAGUACAAGUUACAUAGAAGCAAGUGCUUGGGGUUAUAGAUAUUUUAAGGAUAAUUUUAACAAGUUGGUUAAGAUAAAGACUAGAGUGGAUCCUGAAAAUGUGUUCAGGCAUGAACAAAGUAUUCCACCGCUUCCAAUAUAAAAAAAAAAUGUCUAAUGGGAAAUAAUAAAGGCAUAGUGAUGCUAGUGUUAUCAGUAGACUGGUAACUAUAAAUUUGUUGUGAAAAGGGUAAUUAUUAUUAUCUAGUUUAGAAAAAUAAAAAUACAUUUAGAUCUGUUACUUUAUUUUUGUAUUGUAAGGUUGUAAGACACUGAUUAAGUGCCUAAUUGUAAUGUUUGAUGUAUUUUUUGUGAUAUCUGUAUGUGAUUUAGGUGCCUAAUUGCUUUUAAGUGUGGAGCAACUAGUGGUCUUUUUCUAAGGAUAUGAAUUUUCUAAAUAUGAUUUUGAUGUAAAAGAAUUGUUACUAUACUAACUUAUUGUGAAUUUGUUGUUUAA